Alligator sinensis (Chinese alligator) is the source of this 2677-nucleotide messenger RNA. It is a transcript of the gene PYGL, whose product is annotated as glycogen phosphorylase L. The record is from RefSeq and is a predicted model, not a curated record. Gene Ontology annotation, cellular component: cytoplasm. Lineage: Eukaryota; Metazoa; Chordata; Crocodylia; Alligatoridae. Bases 82 to 2676 code for a protein of 864 amino acids. Gene Ontology annotation, biological process: glycogen catabolic process. Gene Ontology annotation, molecular function: glycogen phosphorylase activity; pyridoxal phosphate binding. The transcript is spliced from 20 exons.
GUGGGGGGGCUUGGGGAUUAGCAGGGAGCAUUGCUGCGCCCCGCUGACCCGGCUCCGCUCCCCAGCCACGUCCCCGCAGCCAUGGCGCGGCCCCUGAGCGACCAGGAGAAGCGCAAGCAGAUCAGCAUCCGCGGCAUCGUGGGCGUGGAGAACGUGGCGGAGCUGAAGAAGGGCUUCAACCGGCACCUGCACUUCACGCUGGUCAAGGACCGCAAUGUGGCCACGCCGCGCGACUACUACUUUGCCCUGGCGCACACGGUGCGCGACCACCUGGUGGGGCGCUGGAUCCGCACGCAGCAGUACUACUACGAGAAGGACCCCAAGAGAGUCUACUACCUCUCGCUAGAAUUUUACAUGGGCCGGACCCUGCAAAACACCAUGAUCAAUCUCGGAUUGCAGAAUGCCUGCGACGAGGCCAUUUAUCAGCUGGGGCUGGACAUAGAGGAGCUGGAGGAAAUUGAAGAGGACGCUGGCCUGGGCAAUGGAGGUCUCGGAAGACUGGCUGCCUGCUUCCUGGACUCCAUGGCGACACUGGGGCUGGCAGCGUAUGGGUAUGGCAUACGCUACGAAUACGGGAUCUUCAACCAGAAGAUCCGGGAUGGAUGGCAGGUGGAAGAAGCAGACGACUGGCUCCGGCAUGGCAACCCCUGGGAGAAAGCCCGUCCCGAGUACAUGCUGCCCGUCCACUUCUAUGGGAAAGUGGAGCACACGAAGAGCGGGGUGAAGUGGGUCGAUACGCAGGUGGUCCUCGCCUUGCCCUAUGACACCCCAGUGCCUGGAUACAUGAACAACACAGUCAACACCAUGCGGCUGUGGUCUGCUCGGGCCCCCAAUGACUUCAACCUCCGGGACUUUAAUGUUGGAGACUACAUUCAGGCCGUCUUGGAUAGAAACAUAGCUGAGAACAUCUCGCGUGUCCUGUACCCGAAUGACAACUUUUUCGAAGGCAAAGAGCUGCGGCUCAAGCAGGAGUACUUUGUUGUGGCUGCAACCCUCCAGGAUAUCAUCCGACGCUUCAAAGCAUCCAAAUUCGGAAGCACCGAAAGCGUCCGGACUGUGUUCGAUUCUUUCCCGGAUCAGGUAGCAAUACAGCUGAAUGACACUCAUCCUGCCAUGGCUAUUCCUGAGCUGAUGAGGAUUUUUGUGGACAUCGAAAAGCUGCCAUGGAGCAAGGCCUGGGAGAUCACAAAGCAGACGUUCGCCUACACCAACCACACGGUGCUGCCCGAGGCGCUGGAGCGCUGGCCGGUCGACCUGAUGGAGAAGCUCCUGCCAAGGCACCUCCAGAUCAUUUACGAAAUCAACCAGCAACACUUGGACAGGGUCUCGGCGCUGUUCCCCAAUGACGUCGACCGCCUGAGGAGAAUGUCCCUGAUCGAGGAAGGGGGGGUCAAGAGGAUCAACAUGGCACACCUCUGCAUUGUGGGCUCCCACGCCGUCAACGGCGUCGCCAAGAUCCACUCGGACAUCGUGAGGACACAGGUGUUCAAGGACUUUGCAGAGCUGGAACCCGGGAAGUUUCAGAACAAGACCAACGGAAUCACCCCCCGGCGCUGGCUCUUGCUGUGCAACCCUGGGCUAGCGGAGCUGAUAGCCGAGAAAAUAGGGGAGGACUACGUGAAGGACCUGAGCCAGCUGACCAAGCUGCACAAAUUCGUGAAUGACGACAUCUUCAUUCGGGAGGUGUCCAAAGUGAAACAGGAGAACAAAGUGAAGUUCGCCCAGUUCCUGGAGGAGGAGUACAAGGUCAAGAUCAACCCGUCCUCCAUGUUCGACGUGCAUGUGAAGAGGAUCCACGAGUACAAGCGGCAGCUGAUGAACUGCUUGCACAUCAUCACCAUGUACAACCGCAUAAGGAGGGACCCAACGAAGCUGUUUAUGCCCAGAACAGUCAUCAUCGGAGGCAAAGCGGCUCCAGGGUAUCACAUGGCUAAAACAAUCAUCAAGCUCAUCACGUCUGUGGCCCAUGUGGUGAACAAUGACCCCGUGGUGGGGAGCAAGCUGAAGGUCAUCUACCUGGAGAACUACCGGGUAUCGCUGGCAGAGAAAGUGAUUCCAGCCACCGACUUGUCCGAGCAGAUUUCCACCGCCGGGACAGAAGCGUCGGGCACAGGGAACAUGAAGUUCAUGCUCAACGGCGCGCUCACCAUUGGCACCAUGGAUGGGGCGAAUGUGGAGAUGGCGGAGGAGGCCGGGGAAGAAAACCUGUUCAUCUUCGGCAUGAGGGUGGAGGACGUGGCAGAGUUGGACAAGAAGGGGUACAAUGCUCAGGAUUAUUACGACAAGCUUCCCGAAUUGAAGCAGGUCAUCGACCAGAUCAAGGGGGGCUUCUUCUCUCCGAAGCAGCCAGACCUGUUCAAGGAUGUUGUCAAUAUGCUGUUCCACCAUGACCGGUUUAAAGUCUUUGCAGACUACGAGGCGUAUGUCAAAUGCCAGGACAAAGUCAGCGAGCUGUAUAUGAACUCCAAGGAGUGGACUAAAAUGGUCAUCAGGAACAUCGCAUCCUCGGGGAAGUUCUCCAGUGACAGGACCAUCAAGGAAUACGCCAGGGACAUCUGGAACGUGGAGCCUUCUGAUCUGAAGAUCCCUCCACCCAACGUACCGAGGGAUGUGGGUGAAGACAAGACCUCCAAUGACACGACAGCCAGCUCCAAGGCUGAAAAGCGGAAGCUGUAGG